AUGCAGGCCUGUACCAGUCAAACGGCAGAGGAUGAAACAACAAAUACAAAUAAGUCACGUGAAACUUUUCGCAGGAACUCGGGUUUUGAGGCCUUAAUGGAGUUAACAUGCGGCCUGAGAUCCGAAGCCAGAAACAAUUCAUCUGAAAACGAGUACGACUUGCAAGAGUUUCAGACAGAGUAUGUGAUAAAGCCAUACAGCAAGGACGAUGUUCACAAAUAUAUAAAAUAUGAUGUUUGGUCGAGUACACCGAAUGGGAACAAGAAAUUGGAUGCUGCUUUUCGUGAUUCAGAUGCUAAGCGAAACUGGAGUGAAGUGUCAUGUCUUUCUAUUUUUCUCGCUGUUAAUGCUUAUUACUUUAAUGUUUUGCAAAGCAUGAAAUGUAAAUUUAAUGUUCGUUACCUUCAGGUGAAUGGUAGUGGACAGUUUGUGGGAGUUGCUGAGAUGAUCGGGAAGGUUGAUUUUAGCAAGAAUAUGGACUUUUGGCAGCUUGACAAGUCCAACCUUGUUCUUGUUGUUCGUGGACUGGAUGAGAAUGUUGAUGAGGAAAUGCUUCGUUAUGAAUUUUCUAAUCGUGCUCCUAUUAAGGAUCUGCGACUUGUCAGAGACAAAUUCACACAUCUGAAGAGGCUUUGCAUUCGUGCAUUUCUGUUCAGUAAGUUUAAUAUUGCUAGCCUGUUCAUUCUUGAUGACAUAGAGGAGAGUGUGUUUCUCUCUAAUUUGCAAAAUGUUUUGGAGGUGUCAGCUGAGUUAGAUGCUGAAACGAAGUGCUUAAGCAAGUUAUGCAAGCAAGAUGCUGCCGCUUAA
This is a messenger RNA of Striga asiatica, 807 nucleotides long. The record is from the annotation of a GenBank genome assembly. Lineage: Eukaryota; Viridiplantae; Streptophyta; Magnoliopsida; Lamiales; Orobanchaceae.